Ananas comosus (pineapple) is the source of this 1067-nucleotide messenger RNA. RefSeq names its product adenine phosphoribosyltransferase 1-like. Gene Ontology annotation, molecular function: adenine phosphoribosyltransferase activity. The record is from RefSeq and is a predicted model, not a curated record. Gene Ontology annotation, cellular component: cytoplasm; cytosol. The transcript is spliced from 6 exons. The coding region runs from base 45 to 827 and encodes 260 amino acids. Lineage: Eukaryota; Viridiplantae; Streptophyta; Magnoliopsida; Poales; Bromeliaceae. Gene Ontology annotation, biological process: adenine salvage.
UUUUUUUUUUUAAUUCUAUUCUUCGUCCUACUACAGCGUGGAGUAUGCCUCUUUUGUCGUCGUCGUCGUCGUCGUCGUCGUCCCCUUUCACGCUCUCUUCGUCUUCUUCUUCAUCAUCUUUUCAUAUCCUCCGUCUCCAAUUCCCCUCUCGCUCUCUCCUCCUCUCUCCUCCUCUUCCUCCUCCCCGCUCCUCCUCCCUUCUCCGUAGUACUCCGAAGCCGCCUCCUCCGCCCCUCCUCCGCAUAGCCGCGGCGGCGAUGGCCUCCUCCGACUCCGGCGUCGCCGGCGCCGGCAACGCCGACCCCCGCAUCCCCAGGAUCGCAUCCUCAAUCCGCGUGAUUCCCAAUUUCCCUAAGCCUGGGGUAAUGUUCCAGGACAUCACGACGCUGCUGCUCGAUCACAAGGCGUUUAAGGACGCGAUUGAUAUGUUCGUGGAGAGGUACAGAGACAAAGGGAUCACCGUGGUAGCAGGUAUUGAAGCAAGAGGAUUUAUAUUUGGGGGCCCCAUUGCCUUAGCUAUUGGAGCAAAGUUCGUUCCUAUGAGAAAGCCGAAUAAGUUGCCUGGUGAAGUCAUUUCAGAAGAAUAUUCUCUCGAAUAUGGUACGGACCGAAUGGAGAUGCAUGUAGGAGCUGUAGAGCCAGAAGAUCGGGCCCUCAUCAUUGAUGAUCUAAUUGCCACAGGAGGAACUCUAUGUGCUGCCAUCAGGCUUCUUGAACGUGUUGGAGCAGAUGUGGUCGAAUGCGCAUGUGUUAUUGAAUUGCCAGAACUCAAGGGUCGGGAGAAACUCGGGGACAGACCACUCUUUGUACUUGUGGAAGCAGCGUGAGCAAUGCUCAUUUAAUUUUAUUGUUUGUUGAGUUACUUCCGUCGGAUAAUAUAUGCCAAAACAUUUCCCGAAAGCUAGGUCAAAAGAAACAACCAUCGUCAAUUGGCUAAUUCUCCACUUGGGAACAAUAAUGUAAGCUCCCUGUUCAAAUUUGUCUGGGGUCUUUUCGUAUUACAUUACUACGUCGUGUAAACUAUUAUUUAUAAGUUGAAAUAAGGGAAGAAUUUUAUGUGUUGUCUA